UCUCCUCACUUCACAUCGCAGCAGCAGUCGGAGUCGCUCGGGACUCAAACUUCGGACAAACUCGUGUUUAUUUUUUCUUAAAUUUAGUUGUAUUUUUCAGCUGUAAACAUGACUCAGGUCAACACGUGCCUCAAACGGGUCUUCACCAUCUUCAACGUGUGUUUCGCGAUUAUCGGUGGAGUCAUCAUCGGCCUCGGUCUGCUGUGUCAGGUCCUCACCACCUAUCAAAAUGUGCAGAAUCGGACCGACGCCCUCAUCAUCUUCUACGUCGUCGGCACCAUCACCAUGGUGAUCGCCAUCCUGGGAGCCUACGGAGCCCAUAAGGAGAGCAAAGUGUCCCUGGUCAUAUUCCUGGUGUGUAUGGUGGUCGGCAGUCUGCUGAUGCUGAGAGUUGGAGUCCCCUUUGCUGUCGUUCGUCCUCAGUACAAGGACAUAAUGGAGGCCAAGUUCCGGACCUUUCUGCCUCUGGAUAAGGCUUCAGGUGACGCACAGACUAUGGUCAACAGCUUGCAGAGCACGAUGCACUGCUGCGGUCUGUUCAGCUACACCGACUGGGAGGACGAAAUCCCCACCUCCUGUCUGUGUGACCCGUCCGAGGAGGAGGAGAUGGGAGCGUGUCGCAACGUCGACUACAGAAACCUCUUGCAGCAGCAGCAGAUGUCCGUCUACGCCAAGCCCUGCAUUCCCAUCAUCCUUCACUACGUCCUGCUGCUCCUCGACGUCGUGCUGGGCGUCAUCUUCUCUCUGCUCACGCUGGCGGUGCUGGGCAUGAUCCUGUCCUCCAUCAUCCUCCACCAGAUGCGUUACCCCAACAGACCCACUGUCCUGAUGACGGUGCCCACCAUCUUCACCACGCCGCCACCCAAGUACCAGGAGCUGCACAACCCCCCGAGCUACUGAGGGAGCGACACCAGCUUCCUGUUUACAGUAUCAGGAGGAGGCCAGUUUCUUUUUUAUUUCAAAGUGCCUCUGGUCUCUGAGGAGAUGCGACUGCAAACGAGAUUGUUAAUUUUCUAAUUAAAGAAUAAAAUAGCUGCAACAAGA
This is a messenger RNA of Seriola dumerili (greater amberjack), 1044 nucleotides long. RefSeq names its product leukocyte surface antigen CD53-like. The transcript has 9 exons. The record is from RefSeq and is a predicted model, not a curated record. The coding region runs from base 109 to 900 and encodes 263 amino acids. NCBI's taxonomy places the organism in Eukaryota, Metazoa, Chordata, Actinopteri, Carangiformes, Carangidae. Gene Ontology annotation, cellular component: membrane.